AUGGCUGCUGUGGGUGGUUCCUCCAACUGCCCACCCCCUCCCCCUCCUCCUCCUCCUCCUCCUCCCAACAACAACAAUAACAACAACACGCCCAAGAGCCCCAGGGUGUCCGACCCAGAAGAUGAUGAAGAACGCAGGCACAAUGAAGUACUCGGGUACGAGGAGCUCCCCGAAGACAUUGCCAACUAUGACGACCACAUGAACCGGCAGUUUGAGAAUAUGAGCCUGCUAGAUCAGGUGGAGUUACUUGCAGAGAGCUACAGUUUACUGGAUCAUUUAGAUGACUUUGAUGACGACGAAGAUGACGACGACUUUGAUCCUGACUCUGAAGAAUUAAGGUUCAGUGCUGAGUACAGUGAUGAAGACGACCUUGAGCUUCAGGGUGCGGCUGCCCCUGCCUCGCCCUUUUUCUCCGAUGAUGACUGCCUUGACGACCUGCCUGAGAAGUUUGACGGCAACCCUGACACGCUGAAUGCUUUCAUGUACCAGUGCCAGGUCUUCAUGGAAAAGAGCACCAGAGAUUUCUCAGUUGAUCGAGUCCGUGUUUGCUUCGUGACAAGCAUGCUGAUUGGCCGUGCCGCCCGCUGGGCUACUUCCAAGCUGGAGAGAUGCACUUACCUGAUGCACAACUACACUGCCUUUAUGAUGGAGCUGAAGCAUGUCUUUGAAGACCCUCAGAGACGUGAAAUUGCCAAACGCAAGAUCAGACGUCUUCGCCAGGGCCCAGGACUUAUCGUGGACUACUCCAAUGCAUUCCAGAUGAUUGCUCAGGACCUCGAUUGGUCUGAGCCUGCCCUCAUGGAUCAGUUCCAGGAGGGCCUCAACCCAGAGAUUCGCAGGGAGCUGGGUCUCCAGGAGGCCCCCAGGUCCCUGGCUGGCCUGAUCACUGCGUGCAUUCACAUCGAGAGAAGACUGGCCCGUGAUGCUGCUGCUAAGCCUGAUCCCACGCCAAGGGCCCUGGUGAUGCCUCCAAACAGCCAGGAUGAUCCCACCGUGCCCUUCGGAGGUGCCCGCAUGCGCCUGAGCAAGGAAGAAAAAGAAAGACGCCGCAAGAUGAACUUAUGUUUGUACUGCGGCAACGGAGGCCAUUUUGCUGACACGUGUCCAGCGAAAGCCUCCAAAAAUUCGCCGCCGGAACUCCCCGGCCCCGCUGUAGGGGGACCUUCAGCGACAGGGCCAGCGCGAAUAAGGUCCCCACCCUCCGAGGCUACGAUUCAGCACCUGCAAGUGAUGCUCCAGAUCCAUAUCCCGGGCAGACCCACCCUGUUCGUCCGGGCUAUGAUUGAUUCUGGUGCAUCAGGCAACUUCAUCGACCAAGACUUUGUUAUACAAAAUGCAAUUCCUCUCAGAAUCAAAGCAUGGCCAGUUAUGGUGGAAGCUAUUGAUGGGCAUCCUAUAGCCUCGGGCCCAAUCAUUCUUGAAACCCACCAUCUGAUAGUUGAUCUGGGAGACCACCGUGAGAUACUGUCCUUUGAUGUGACUCAGUCUCCGUUCUUUCCUAUUGUCCUAGGAAUUCGUUGGCUGAGCACGCAUGACCCUCACAUUACCUGGAGCACUCGCUCCAUUGUCUUCAACUCUGAUUACUGCCGAUUUCGCUGCCGGAUGUUUGCCCAGAUACCUCCUACGGUACUGUUUCCAACACCGCAUCCGAAUUUGCAUCCGCAUCUAAUUCAGCAUGUGCAUCCGCAUCUACAUCAGCAUCUGCAUCAGCGCCUGCAUCAGUUUCUGCAUUCAGAUCGUCAUCUCUUUCUGCAGCCGGGUCUGCAUCUCCAUCAUCAGCCAGAUAUGCAGCAGCAGGAGCAACAGGCAGAUAUGCAGCAGGGGCAACAGGCAGAUAUGCAGCAGCAGGAGCAACAGGCAGAUAUGCAGCAGCAGGAGCAACAGCCAGAUAUGCAGCAGCAGCAGCAGCAGCAGCAGCAGCCAGAUAUGGAGCUCCAACUGCAGCAGUACCUGUAUCAGUAUCUGUAUCACCAUCUGUAUCCGGUUCUGCACCACCAUCUGCAUCCGGAUCUGCAUCACAAUCUGCAUGAUUAUCUGCAUCAGUAUCUGCAUCAGUAUCUGCAUCAGUUUCUGCAUCACCAUUUGCAUCCAGAACUGCACCAGUAUCUUUAUCAGUAUAUGCAGCAGCAUAUGGAUCCAGAGCCGCAUCAGGAUGGACUUCAGGAUGGACUUCAGGAUGGGCUUCAGGAUGGACUUCAGGAUGGACUUCAGGAUGGACUUCAGGAUGGACUUCAGGAUGGACUUCAGGAUGGACUUCAGGAUGGACUUCAGGAUGGAUUUCAGGAUGGAUUUCAGGAUGGACAUCAGGAUGGGCAUCAGGAUGGACAUCAGAAUGGCCAUCAGGAUGGAUUUCAGGAUGGACAUCAGAAUGGGCAUCAGGAUGGAUUUCAGGAUGGACAUCAGAAUGGGCAUCAGGAUCCUCAUCAGGGUCCUCAUCAGGAUCCUCAUCAGGGUCCUCAUCAGGAUCACCAUCAGGGUCCUCAUCAGGAUCACCAUCAGGGUCCUCAUAUGGAUCACCAUCAGGGUCCUCAUAUGGAUCCCCAUAUGGGUCCCCAUAUGGGUCCCCAUAUGCACCCGCACCUGCACCCGCACCUGCACCCGCACGUGCAUCCCCAUCCACCGUUCUUCUACCACAUGGCUGGAUUCAGAGUUCUCCAACCUAUACGGUAUUGCUACGUGCAGAAUGUGUAUACGCCUGUGGAUGAGCAUCUCUAUCCUGGUCACCGGCUGGUUGACCCUAACAUUGAGAUGAUUCCUGGAGCGCACAGCCUUCCCAGUGGACAUUUGUACUCGAUGUCUGAGUCUGAGAUGAAUGCCCUGCGGAAUUUCGUGGACAGGAGUGUGAAAGAUGGGCUCAUGACUCCCACCGUGGCACCCAAUGGAGCCCAAGUCAUGCAAGUGAAAAGAGGGUGGAAGCUUCAAGUUACCUACAAUUGCCGAGCUCCACACAGCGGCACCAUCCAAAAUCAGUACUUUCGCCUGUCUCUUCCAAAUAUGGGAGACCCUGCACACCUGGCAUCCUAUGGCGAAUUUGUCCAUCUUCCUGGCAUCCACCCGUAUCCUGUCUAUGUCGUCUAUACAGGUCCUCAAACGAUUACUGCAUGGUACCCAGUAGGCCGAGAUGUCCACGGGAGAUUAAUCCUUGUACCUGUUGUCAUCACCUGGUAUCCAAAUAUGCACCGCCAGCCUCCGGUGCCCCAGUAUCCUCCUCCUCCGCCACCUCCUCCACCUCCACCUCCACCACCACCUCCACCAGCAUCCUUCAGUGCUGCGUAGAUACCUGUCAUGUCCUUCGUAGACCCUGCCGUCAACUUGAUCCUGUGCCGCUUCUCAAUGACUGUGUGCUACUGGACCUUCAGGCCGACUGAGGCACAGGGGCAUGCAGGACUAAAGUCAGUUUUCAUCUUGACUGACAAUUUGUACAUAGACAGGCCUGGGUUUUACUUGUUAAAACCUCUCACCAUCUUAAUCACAGGCUGCCAGAUGUCUUUACAGAGAAGCUGAGACAAACACAGGCUAUGCUGACUUCUUGCAGAAGGAGAGAAGAGGAAGAGGAGGACAUGACCAGCCCGUAUUAUCUCCGGGCACCUUAUAAAGGAAGCCAGACUUUGAGGUGCAGUAUGGAAAGGCUUCCGUGAUCCCCUUACUGCACCACCUUCAAACUUCACCGUUCCGCUCCUUUUCAAGGAGCACUGACUUGACAUGGAAUUAGAGCACUGGACAUCAUCUUGAAGAUACGGACUUCUAAGGAUGGUGUCUCUCGCUACGACCUUGAAACGUUUGUUUAACCUCUCUUUUUGUUUGAUUCUUCACUACCACUACCAUCAAGCCUGCUGCAGGAUUUGUUGCCGUUCUGCCUGAUUACUGAGACUCCAUUUUGCUGCUAUGCAAGGAGAUGAGAGAGGCAGGCCUAAAGGGGCAUGUGUGUCAACACAGCCUCCAGUUGCCAAACUCAGUUUGUGCAGUGGGCCAUAACAUGUUUUUGUUUUUUUUUUUUU
Molecule: messenger RNA, 3998 nt
Organism: Apodemus sylvaticus (European woodmouse)
Lineage: Eukaryota; Metazoa; Chordata; Mammalia; Rodentia; Muridae
Gene: Peg10
Product: paternally expressed 10
Cellular component (GO): cytosol
Molecular function (GO): zinc ion binding; nucleic acid binding
Source: RefSeq, a predicted model, not a curated record